GCGAGAUGUAAAUAUCGUAUCUUGGUAACAGGCUCCAUUGCGCCUAGAGAUUUUCGUAAGCCGAAGUUCUCUCCAUAACUGUUAAAAAUGACGGGUGACUCAGAAAUACCGGAUAGUAUGCCACCUCCACAUAUCUACGUAGAAAGAACUCUAGCAAUUAUAAAACCAGAUGCUGUACACAAAGCAGAGGAAAUUGAAGAUAUUAUACUGAGAUCAGGAUUUGCCAUCUUACAGAGGAGACGAGUGCACCUUACUCCUGAGCAAGCUAGCGACUUUUAUGCAGAGCACUAUGGCAAGCUUUUCUUCCCUAGCCUUGUGGCUUACAUGAGCAGUGGGCCAAUCAUACCAAUGGUCAUUGCUCGUCAUCAAGCCAUUACAUACUGGCGAGAACUUAUUGGGCCUACAAAUACCAUUAAGGCUCGCCAAACGCACCCUGACUGCUUGAGAGCGAUCUAUGGAACUGAUGACCAAAGAAAUGCCCUUCAUGGAAGUGACGGAUUGGCUAGUGCCCAAAGAGAAAUUCGCUUCUUUUUCCCAGACAGCAUUGUUGAGCCGAUUACAACAGGUCAGGCAGCCAAAGAUUAUCUGUGUAGAGCUGUGAAUCCCACAUUGCUCAAAGGCCUUACAGAACUGUGCAAACAGAAACCUAAGGAUGCUGUGAUUUGGCUAGCAGACUGGCUGUUGACAAACAACCCAAACAAACCCAGGAUUGAAAAUCCAAUUGUUGAAGAAUCAAUCUAAGCUACAGUGAGGUUCAAGGGUUUUUUUUUUCAUCCCUAUAAACCAGCUUCCUUCUUUACAGGACCGGCCCACAAACCUUUCACUACAAAUAUCUAUAGACUGCAAUUUUACGUGUGGCACAUGACUGUAUUUGGUUCUGCAUUGUCUGCUUUUAAGGAGAGGUCAUUUAAGAAGUAAAACUGCAGUGUAUUUCAUUCAACCAACAACUAAAACAUCAUCUUUUUGUUGGACUGCUUAAAAGCGAAUGCGUUAAUCCUAAGGGCUUGCAUUCAAAUUGAUCUGUAUUUUGUUGUAUCUGCCAGUCGGCAAAGAUUAGUCUGUUUUGUUAAUGUUUUCCCUCUCUCCCUGCAUAAGAGAAUCCUUAACUAUAGAACUAGGUGGAGGAGGGGAAAAUUUAUUCCAAUAUUGACAUUUAAAGAUCAACCUGAAUGGUUUGCAUUUUUUGCAGAUAUCGGUAGCUAUAGGUAAUAUAAACCUAACCUAUAAAUCUCACCUUCCAAAACCCAUUCAUUAAUUAUUUGCUAGCAAAGUAUGUGAUUCACACCUGCGCGGUAACAGUGUAUUAUGUUACGCUAGUGCUCCAUUCACAAAGUUGCCAGCAGUCAACACCAAACAGAGAAUGAGCAACAGUCAGUUUGGAAUCGUAGUGGAUAUUUAAUGGAUGGAUUUUGGAGGCUGAAAUUUACAGUUAGUUUUACAUCACCUUUAUCUACUGACGUCUGAAAAAAAAAAAUACAAACAGUUCAGGUUGGUCUUUAAUAGAUGAAUGACUUGUGGAAGCAUCACCCACACAAAACUUCAACUGUUUUUGUCUCUGGGAUUGUGUUUGUGUGUGCACACAUGCAUGACUUAUGAUGGCAUCAUGCAACAGUAAAAAGUGUUUACGUUUCUUAAUCACAAA
This is a messenger RNA of Pomacea canaliculata, 1642 nucleotides long. Its product is annotated as nucleoside diphosphate kinase homolog 5-like. Gene Ontology annotation, biological process: UTP biosynthetic process; spermatid differentiation; CTP biosynthetic process. Gene Ontology annotation, molecular function: nucleoside diphosphate kinase activity. The transcript is spliced from 5 exons. The record is from RefSeq and is a predicted model, not a curated record. The coding region runs from base 88 to 741 and encodes 217 amino acids. NCBI's taxonomy places the organism in Eukaryota, Metazoa, Mollusca, Gastropoda, Architaenioglossa, Ampullariidae.